Messenger RNA from Nematolebias whitei (Rio pearlfish), 5411 nucleotides. RefSeq names its product ubiquitin-conjugating enzyme E2O (gene ube2o). NCBI's taxonomy places the organism in Eukaryota, Metazoa, Chordata, Actinopteri, Cyprinodontiformes, Rivulidae. The coding region runs from base 22 to 4086 and encodes 1354 amino acids. The record is from RefSeq and is a predicted model, not a curated record. The transcript has 23 exons.
CUCUCCUUGACAACAGCAGCGAUGGCGGAGCCCGGAGCAACGGCUGAAACGGCGACGGCAGCAUCACCGACGCCGGGCCUGUCCCCGGCGGCCAGCCCGGGCUCGGAGCCUCCCUCCACGGCUCUGUCUCCCACGGCGGACGGUUCUCAGCGGCUGCUCUUCUCCCACGACCUGGUCUCCGGACGGCAUCGGGGCUUAGUCCGGUUUGGCCUCGUGCGGAUGAUCCACGGCGAGGAGGAUUUCAACUCGGACUCGGACCUCGACGAUGGCGGAGGGAGAGGCGGCGGGGAAGGGGGAGGCGGGGGCGGCGGAGGAGGACGGGUCCCGGGCGGCUCGGACACCGAGAGCGCCCUGGACGCCCCGAGUCGGCCUCUCGGGAGAGGAUUUGUUCGAGUCCACUGGUACCCUGAAGGCGCCAAGCAGGACAUCCGGGAGACAAAGCUGAAACUAGAAGAUCGAUCAAUUGUCAUUCGAGACAUUGUGCGACGGAACCACUCCAAUGACAACCAGUGUGGUAUUGUGACCAACAUCGACAUUGAAUGUGCAGUGAAGUUGGUGGGAACGAACUGUGUUCUGUAUCCAGUCAACAGCCAAGACCUGCAGCCCAUCUGGUCUUUUAUGUACGGGGACUACAUCGCCUAUGAUUUCUGGUUGGGCAAAGUGUACGACCUGACCAAUCACAUCAUCCUGAAGCUGUCCAAUGGAGCCAGGUGCUCCAUGAGUGUGGAAGACGGUGCCAAACUUUACGAUGUCUGUCCGCAUGUCAGUGAUUCGGGUUUGUUCUUUGAUGAGGCCUAUGGCUUUUACCCAGGCCAGGUUCUGAUUGGUCCGGCCAAAGUUUUUUCAAAUGUACAGUGGCUGUCAGGGGUCAAACCUGUGCUGAGCAGGAAGUGCAAGUUCAGAGUGGUGGUAGAAGAGGUGAAGGUGGUGGAGCUAAAAGUGACGUGGAUCACAAAGAGCUACUCCCCCAAAGGCUCAGACAGUGUUUAUCCUCCUCCCUCCACCAUCACACAGGAAAAUCUUCACAGAGUGAGACGUCUGGGCUACUACGACCACACCCAGAGGCAACUGGGAGAAAGGGCCCUCUACGUGUUCCCGGCCAAAAGCGACGCCACCCGCAUCAUCUGCGAUGGACCCGAGGGGGCUCCUGUUCUGCCAGAGGACCCCGUUGCCAGAAAGCUGAAGAGGAUGUUCAAGAAGGAGACUGGGAAGAAGAUGGAAAAUGUUGACUUACAAGGAGAGCACAAAUCUGAGCAAAUUGAACCAUCUCACCCCAACAACAACGGCCCCGUGAACCCGACAGACUCCAAGAACACCGGCGAUACCACGGCAGAACACGGGGAGCAGGAUGCUGAUGACGAGGCUGCAGAGGAUACAGAUGACACCAGCUCUCUGACAUCAUCAGCCAGCUCCACGGCCUCGUCUCAGAGCGGCGGCCUGGGAACCAAUCGCAAGAAGAGCAUCCCUCUCUCCAUCCGCAACCUGAAGAGGAAACACAAAAAGAAGAGGACCAAGUUCUCCCGGGAGUUCAAGCCUGGAGACCGGGUGGCGGUGGAAGUCGUUUCCACAAAAACCACAGCUGAUGUGAUGUGGAAGGACGGGCAGGUGGAGAAGGGGAUCCGAUCCAACGACCUCAUCCCCAUUCAGCACCUGGACAGCCACGAGUUCUGCCCCGGGGACUUCGUAGUAGACAAACGACCUGAAGGCCUGCAGGACCCAGGAGUGUACGGUGUGAUCCAGUCAGGCGACCACAAGGCCAGAACAUGCGUCGUUAAGUGGAUCAAACUGAACUCCACCAGCGACGACGUCGAGGUUGGGGGCGUGGAGGAGGACGUCAGCGUGUACGACAUCGCCGAUCAUCCAGACUUCCAUUUUCGCACCACUGACAUCGUCAUCAGAAUAUGGAACUGUGAGAACGGACAGAACGACUGUGAGAACGAGACGUCAGUGGGUCAGGUGUCCAGAGUGGACGUGAGCAGUAAGGUGGAGGUUGUUUGGGCCGACAACUCUAAAACCAUCGUCUUGCCACAGCAUCUCUACAACGUGGAGUCUGAGAUCGAGGAGACGGACUACGACUCUGUGGAGGAGACGAGCAGCGUCCUGUCCACUGAGGAGUGGGAGGACGAUAGCGACAGCUGGGAGACGGACAACGGCCUGACCACUGAGGACGAUAACCACAACGCUGACGCCACAGACACAGCCACCCCAACUCCCACCCCCACCGGCUCCACAGCUUUUAUCAUCCCCCCACAGGACAGCAGCACCUGCCCCACCAAAGGAACCCCCGCCCAGGAGGGAGAAGCAUCUGUAGCCAAUCCUACAUCUGGAGGAACAACUCCAGCAGGAGCUGUAAAUGGAACAGAGAAGACCAGCAAGGACGGUGCCGCUCGAGGCUUCAGGGAGCUGAAAGAAGCUCUGAAGAUCCUGGAGAGCCUGAAGAACAUGACGGUGGAGCAGCUGUGGACCGGCGGCUCUCCAACCUCCCCGACCUCUGCCGAACCUUCAUCCACAGCCCACGUAGCGAGCUCGGUGGUGCUGGCAGCCUCAGAAAAGCCCACCAAAGAGAAGCGUUUCCUUGACGACAUCAAAAAGCUGCAGGAGAACCUGAGGAAGACACUGGACACCGUGGCCAUCGUGGAGGAGGAGAAGAUGGAGGCCGUGGUGGAGGCCGUUGGCAGCGGGAGCGUGGGGACUGAGGCAGAGAGAGGCGGAGAGGAGAAGCCUCAGCAGGAGCCGCAGACACCGGUGGGGGGGCAGGAGUGGCCCAGUGAGAUUCUCAGUGACACACCAGUACUGUGCCAACAGAGCGGAGGAAAACCUGGCGUCACCUUCACCAGCGCCAAGGGGGAGGUGUUCUCGGUGCUCGAGUGGGCUCCAGAGACUCACUCCUUUAAGAAAAUUGAGUUUCAGCCAGCAGAGCCCAAGAAGUUUUUCAGCACAGUGAGGAAGGAAAUGGCUCUGCUGGCGACGUCGCUGCCCGAUGGCAUCAUGGUGAAAACCUUCGAGGACCGCAUGGACUUGUUCUCGGCUCUGAUCAAAGGACCCACUCGGACUCCCUACGAGGAUGGGCUGUUCCUCUUCGACAUCCAGCUGCCCAACAUUUACCCAGCAGUCCCUCCGCUGUUCCGCUACCUGUCCCAGUGCAGCGGGCGCCUCAACCCCAACCUGUACGACAACGGCAAGGUCUGCGUCAGCCUGCUGGGCACCUGGAUCGGAAAGGGAACUGAGAGAUGGACCAGCAAGUCGAGCCUGCUGCAAGUCCUCAUCUCCAUACAAGGCCUCAUCCUCGUCAACGAGCCGUACUACAACGAGGCCGGCUUUGACAGUGACCGCGGCCUUCAGGAGGGCUACGAGAACAGCCGCUGCUACAACGAGAUGGCUCUCAUCAAGAUGGUGCAGUCCAUGACGCAGCUCCUCCAGCGCCCCGUGGAGGUCUUCAGGCAGGAGAUCCAGGAGCACUUUGCCUCCAGCGGCUGGCGGCUCGUGCACCAUCUGGAAGCGUGGCUAGAGCUGAAUGAGGCUGCCGAGCGGGGCCAUGCAGCACACCCGUACUACAGGAGCCACCAUCUGAAAGACGAGCAGCUGCCCGUGGGCUCGGGACUGGUGGCAGUGGCCCACAGCAGCCCCAGUAAGCCUGGUGAGGAGGCAGGGACAGGAGUUAGCAGUAUUCUGGAGGAGGAACUGGAAGAUUCAGGACUGAGUCCUUCGACCACGGCUCCCCCUCAGCAGGAGCUGAGCCAGAACUCAGACUGGGACAGCACCCAAGAGAGCGAGAACAAAGCUGGCUCCACGGUUCUUGGCUCCGCAGGACGCAGUGUGACGUCAGAUUCAGGUCCAGGUGCAGGAGGGGUGGGCUCUUCAGGUAGCCAGCCCGUGGUGCGACCAAAGAAAAGGAGAAAGAGUUACCGGAGUUUCCUCCCUGAAGGUGGCGGGUACCCAGACAUCGGCUUCCCUCUCUUCCCACUCUCAAAGGGGUUUGUGAAAAGUGUUCGAGGUGUUCUGCUGCAGUACCGAGCCGCGCUAACUGCUGCCGGCGUCCCCGAGCACACCGAGGACAAUGACUCCUCAGAUAAGUGGGAUGAAUAAAAGUGGGGUGGCCCCACAUGCACACAUGGUGAAAACCCCCAUCUUUGUACAGCAGCAGCAGAUCAAAGCUCCUGCAGGAGCGGCUCAGAGUUUCACGAGAACCUCGACUUAAGGGGCGUCUAAAGGACCAGUGCCAUGACCUCCUCUGCUCCCUCGUCAUCCAACUAACCUUUGGCGCUCUGCCAAAUGUUAUGGGUGGGGCUUAACAACGCUGCCAAUUCAACCCUGUGAACACACUGCAGGGUCCAGCUCCUUCAGACUGCUGAGUCAUCUGCACCUUCUCUGUAGCACUGCUGAGUCAUCGCUGGAGCAUCCUGCACCACAUCAAGGAAAGGUGGCGAGUCAGGACCGAGCAGGGAUGACGCUCAGGAUCCUUACCCUGUCUGCCAAAUCCCUCUGCGUACACACACACAAACACACAAACACACACACACACAAACACACAAACACACACACACACACACACACAAACACACACACACAGAGCAGGACAGGCUGAAUGUGGAGAAAACUGCCAACCACAGCUGCUUCAGCACUUCCUCCAUGACACUUUCAGCUGUUUUCACUCGAGUGACAAAGUUUACAUCCUCAUGACCCCUGCUGGACCCCUGGAUGGCCUCUGUGGACAGACUGGUAGAUCUGGUUGGUGUUCAGAGGCCAGCUGUCACCUCCACAUCCACCUUUGGUAAAAUCUAUCAGAGCUCAUUUAAAUGUGUGCACCACGCCCCUCUCCUGUUUGAAGGAUGUAAACACACACUGCUGCUUAUGACACAGAUUAAAGAUCAACUGGAGAAAAGAAACUUUGAGCAUCCAUUCCAUCAUCUCAUGUCAACAUGUUGCCUUACUUGAAUUCUGUCUGAUCUCGGUCCUUCACUCGUCGUGCUGCGGUGUUUUUUUAUCCUCCUCCUCUGAGCAUCUCAUCAGUUCACCGUCAGAACAGAAACUGUUCUUGUCUUUAUUAUUUCCAGCUUCUGUUGUUUCAGGCUUUCCCUGAGCCGAGUGUUUUUAUCCAAAAACAACUUCAGAAACCAACAGAGCUCACAGCAAAACUAUGGAUGAAAACCAGAAGAGCUCGGGGUUUAAUUCUCCCUCUUAGAUCCUGAAGCUGCUGCUCUGCUGCAGACUGUGGUGAAACUCGCCUCCUGGAGCUUCCAGAGGAGAUCACCGUCUUUGUUUACAUCUUUAUAAACCACGUCUCGCAUUUUCCAUCCUGUCAAACAUGUAACUGUCUCCACUUUACUCACUGAUUGCUUGUUCUGAUCUUAUCUGAACCUCUGAGCGCCGAGCGUUGGACAGAGAGCACUGUGAACCUCGAGCCGGGAGCC